AUGCAGCUUAGCCCUCUACAAUCGCGACUGGCGGCCUCGCUGAUUGCCUCGUUGCUGCUGGUUCUCAUCUACUAUCUACUGUCCACGCCCACAUUCGCCCUUGCUGCGGAAGUGACUGGUGCGACUCAGCCACUAUUGGACGAUUUCCAAUUCGAUGAUUCCCUACAACAAAGAAGUCACCUCGAACCAACCUACGAGCCAGAAUUUGCUGCCUUUGACCGCAGUAUCAUUGGAAGGGCGCCUGCCGGCGUAACGGGCCUCGUGAAUAACGUCAAAAUCAACCGCAAUGUCCCGGGGAACACGACCCAGAACUUCGUCUUCGAGGCGAUUGCAAUCUUUGCCAACUUCUUCGAUGGAAUGGAUGACGCGUUUAUGGUGGAGCCUCGCGAGGGCGUCAAUGACUCUUUCUCGCCAGAGCUGGUCUCCACGGAGGAUGAAGAUCUCGAGAACGAGACUCGCGGCUUGCGACGCAGACAGGCUCAGGGCAGGAUGGUGUAUAUUUCGGCCACCACAUGUAUACAGCCGCAGCGCGCGGCGAACAACACAAAGGAAGAUCCACCACAGAUUACAAUGUACAUCUCGACGUCCCAGGACAAUCAAACCCCCGGGCCGGGACAGAACGCGUCCAUACAAAAGACCGUUAAGUUUGAGGAAGGCGCCGCUAUAUUUAGCGUCAAUGCGACAGGGGACGUGUUCAUCGGAAUAGGUGCGCCAGAGAAGGAUAGCGAAAAGUUCACUGGAGACUGGAACUUUGACGUUGCGGUGUCGACGGACGAGUACUAUCACAGCUUCGAUACGAACCCCUCUGAACUUCUUUGGGUCGACAGCGAUUCCAGCGCCGCUCUCUUGACCACUCGAAACCUGACGGAUUCUCAAAAUGAGACGCUGAUCCAGGAGAUUAUGGAGCAGGGCCCUCCGUUUGUCAUGUUCGUUGAGAACCGAGAUCAGCCCACCACCAAGGGUGUACGACGUUCCAUGUGCGGACUCGAGAACUAUGCACAGAUUGCAGCGAAGAAGGGCGGCCAGUUCGGCAACCUUGCAAGCACCGUCAUGACUACGAGAGGUCCUGGCAACCUGCCAAAGCAGCAAUUCUUCUUCAACGGGCUCAAUGCGAGUGCCCUCUACACGGGCAUCCUCGUUCAGGUUAGUAACUCGUCGGCGUUGAAGAAGCGUCAAGAUGGGGGUUCAACUGGAGGCGGCGGCCGAGUCUUCGAGGCGACGCCGUUCGAGACCAAAGACGGUAUGCAUAUGACUGGAAAUGCAUUGUUUGUGGCCAUGGCUGACUUGACAUCAGGCGAGAACUGCAAGAUCAUCACUGACUUGCAAUUCUGCAACGAAACGGAGUAUGCCGUGCCGGCCAACUCUAACAAGAUGAACAUCACCCAGCUCGCGCAGUUCUACGACAACUACGCGAGGGACAUGUAUGCCAACUUCCAGAAGCAGCUCGCGCAGGUGGCUUGCGAGGCCCCGCCAGUCCAGCGGUACUCUCUCGCUCGAGACUGCUCCGACUGCGAAAUCGCGUACAAGAAGUGGCUGUGCUCGGUAACGAUUCCUCGAUGCGAGGACUUUACCAGCCCGACCAACUUUUCGCUCGUCCGGAACGCACAGCAGUCAUUCCCCAAUGGCACUCUGCUCCCCGCCGACAUACAGGCCAAUUUCAGUGCUAGGGUCAACCAGCAGUCAAGAAACCCCCUCAUCGACGAGAUGAUCGAGCCGGGUCCGUACCGGGAAAUUCUCCCCUGCGCCUACCUCUGCUACGACUUGGUGCAGAGCUGCCCGGCGUCGUUGGGCUUCAACUGUCCGACGCCGGAUGACGCCGUAUUUAAUUCGAGCUACGCCCUCCAAGUAGACGGUGCCCUGACCUGCAACUACCCAGGAGCGGUUCAUAAUCCUUCAGCGUCCUCGCUACUGUCGGUGUCGUGGGGUUUGCUAUCGGCUCUUGUCCUCGGUACGCUCAGCGCAGUCAUGAUCUGA
This is a messenger RNA of Colletotrichum spaethianum, 1974 nucleotides long. RefSeq names its product calcium influx-promoting protein ehs1. Bases 1 to 1974 code for a protein of 657 amino acids. Gene Ontology annotation, molecular function: calcium channel activity. Gene Ontology annotation, biological process: calcium ion import across plasma membrane. The transcript has a single exon. Lineage: Eukaryota; Fungi; Ascomycota; Sordariomycetes; Glomerellales; Glomerellaceae. The record is from RefSeq and is a predicted model, not a curated record.